Drosophila serrata is the source of this 1923-nucleotide messenger RNA. Its product is annotated as LIM homeobox transcription factor 1-beta.1. Lineage: Eukaryota; Metazoa; Arthropoda; Insecta; Diptera; Drosophilidae. Gene Ontology annotation, cellular component: nucleus. Gene Ontology annotation, molecular function: RNA polymerase II transcription regulatory region sequence-specific DNA binding; DNA-binding transcription factor activity, RNA polymerase II-specific. Gene Ontology annotation, biological process: regulation of transcription by RNA polymerase II; neuron differentiation. The record is from RefSeq and is a predicted model, not a curated record.
UAACAGGGCCAGGUCACAAGAGUCCGAUACUGGCCAUUACCAAAAAGAUCCCAACUGCAAUCACGGCCAGUGUCCGAGUCUGCAAUGUGUGUCCCUCGAAACAGUUGUUGCCAAGGCAUUCGCCGAGAUAUCUAGUAAAGAAAACGCUCGCGAAAAUUAUGUAAAAGUCUGUGAACGUGAAUUUAUAUAUAUUUAAAUAUAUAGAGUUUCCUCUAUUGAAAACCAAAGGAUUCCAAUAUGAUCGACGAGCAGCAUCCCAUGCAGAUCGGAAUGUUUCCAAUGGACAUAAAAUGUCAACAGCAGCAGCAACAACAACUGGGAGCAGGAGCUGGAGGAGGAACUGUGGCCGGACAGCCGCAGGCCGGGGGCCUCAAUCAACUGCUGUUGAACGGAAAUGAACGCAUGUUAACAACACCAGCAACAUCGGCAGCAGGCGGAGGAGCUGGAGCAGCUGCCACAGGAAGGACUACGAGUAGUGGCAAGGCCGGACACAAUGACAAAAUGGCGUCAGUCAGCAGAAAUGUCAACGGAAGUUGCAGCAACCACAACAGCAACAGCAUCAGCAGCAGCAGCAACAACGCCAUAAACAAGCAACAUCAGCCACAGCAGGGUAUGGGACAAAUGCCGGGCCCUGGAGCUGUACCCGGACCAGGACCCCCUCUCUGCAACCGCAUCACCUUGGGCGAAUGCAGCCUCAAUGGGAUGGACAGCUUUGCGACGCCAGCAGCACCUCCAUUGGCAGCCAACACACCGCAAGCGCCUCCGGGUAUGGGUUCGGGUUCGGUUCCAGUUCCAGGCCAGGGCGGACUGGGUCUGGAGCUUCUCGGUUUGGGCCUUGGACCACCCCAUCCGGCGCCGACGAGCCAGUGUGCUCACUGUUGCCAGCCAAUUUGUGAUCGCUACAUCAUGCGCGUGGUGGAGAACUCCUUUCACGAGGGUUGCCUCAAGUGCACCGCCUGCUCGCUGCACCUGGUUCACUCCUGCUACGCGAGGGAGGGCAAGCUCUACUGCCGCCUCGACUACGAGAGACUCUACAUUCGCAAUCGUUGCCUUGGCUGUGGCCACAAAAUCGCCGCCGAUGAGCUCGUGAUGAGGUGCCACGAGAAUGUCUUCCACCUGAAGUGCUUUGCCUGCGUGGUCUGUGGAGCCCUGCUGAAGAAGGGCGAGCAGUAUGUGGUCAAGCAGGGACAGCUCUUUUGCCGCUUUGACUACGAAAAGGAGGUGGAAAUGCUGCAGGGAUACGACUUCUACGGAGAUGAGCUCUUUCCGCCCAAGCUGGAUGGAAGACGCGGACCCAAGAGACCAAGGACCAUACUCAACACCCAACAGAGGCGAGCCUUCAAGGCCUCCUUUGAGGUGUCACCCAAGCCGUGUCGCAAAGUGAGAGAGAAUCUGGCCAAGGAGACUGGUUUAAGCCUAAGGAUUGUGCAGGUGUGGUUUCAAAACCAGCGAGCAAAGGUCAAGAAAAUACAGAAAAAGGCCAAGCAGGAGCCGCCCAGCAAGGGAGCCAGCGAUUCGCAGGACUCGCAGGAAUCUCUGGACAGCAGUCUGGCCACCAAGAUCAAGGACGAGGCGCACAGCGAUAGCGAAUCGCAGUUGGAGUCACCGUACUCCACGGCCUCCGACGGACUGAACCGGAUGCGAUGCACCAUCAAGGACGAACAGGAGCAAGUGCCCUUCAACUGCAUGGAGACCAACAAGGAGAACUGCAACAAGAACAGCGAACCCAUACUGAACACGAUUCUGGGACUGAGCUAUGCCACCUUCCAGCAGCUGAUGGGACCCUUUGCCCAGACGCCGAUGAUCAAUCCGAUCGAUCGACUAUAUAGCAUGCAAAGCUCCUACUUCCGGCCAGAGGAGCUGCAGGCAUACGGCGAGUGCGGCGUCAAGGACUCCACGGAUCACUAGUCUCUCCGAAUUCGA